CUUGGCCCAUCUCACUUCCUUAAACACCACUGAAGAGCGUUGCUUAUCUCGAUGGAACUUGGGUAGCCCUGCAGGGGCAGGGGAACUAAGAGCAGCUGCACUUUCGUAUUCUGCCACAGAGAACUGUCCUCCCCAGACUUCUGCAAGCUUGGAGAUGUGUGGCCCGUGUCAGCCUGUGGUGGAAUCUCUCUAAGGAGACUAGGUGACACCAGAGAAGACAGAGAAUGGGUGAGUUGUGAGUUCUGGAUGGUGGCUGCUACACCUGGACCUCUGGAAGGAUGUGUGGCAAGAGCUAGGGGGACUGGCCCACACGGAUCUUGUUGGAACACUACUCACCUGGGAGGCUCCUCUUGGAAAACAAGAUGCCUGUCAACAGCACUGCUGUGCUCUUGGCCAACGUUACCUAUAUCACUGUGGAGAUUCUCAUCGGGCUCUGUGCCAUAGUGGGCAAUGUGCUGGUCAUCUGGGUGGUCAAACUGAACCCUAGCCUGCAGACCACCACCUUCUAUUUCAUUGUCUCCCUAGCCCUGGCUGACAUUGCUGUUGGAGUGCUGGUUAUGCCUUUGGCCAUUGUCAUCAGCCUGGGCGUCACGAUCCACUUUUAUAGCUGCCUUCUCAUGACCUGCUUGCUGAUGAUCUUCACCCACGCAUCCAUCAUGUCCUUGCUAGCCAUUGCUGUGGACCGAUACCUGCGGGUCAAGCUCACAGUCAGAUACAGGAGAGUCACCACGCAAAGAAGAAUAUGGUUGGCUCUGGGCCUUUGCUGGCUGGUGUCAUUCCUCGUGGGAUUGACCCCCAUGUUUGGCUGGAACAUGAAACUGACAGCGCACAAAAAUCUCACCUUCCUACCCUGCCAAUUCCGUUCGGUCAUGAGGAUGGAUUACAUGGUCUACUUCAGUUUCUUCAUUUGGAUCCUCAUUCCCCUGGUUGUCAUGUGUGCCAUCUACUUUGAUAUCUUCUACAUCAUCCGGAACCGACUCAGUCAGAACUUUUCUGGCUCCAAAGAGACAGGUGCAUUUUAUGGGCGGGAGUUCAAGACAGCCAAGUCUCUGUUACUGGUUCUUUUCUUGUUUGCUUUGUCCUGGCUGCCUUUGUCCAUCAUCAACUGCAUCAUCUACUUUAAUGGUGAAGUGCCACCAACUGUGCUGUAUUUGGGCAUCCUGCUGUCCCACGCUAACUCCAUGAUGAACCCUAUCAUCUAUGCUUAUAAAAUAAAGAAGUUCAAGGAAACCUAUCUCUUGAUCCUCAAAGCCUGUGUGAUCUGCCAGCCCUCUAAGUCCAUGGACUCAAGCAUUGAGCAGACUUCUGAGUAGUUAUCCAUGAAAGAUGGCUGUCCAUCUCAUUGACCUUCAGAUUCGGCAUCAACACUUGAGGGCCUUUCCACGUGGGAUGGGGCUCUCAUGUCUUUGAUUCCGUCUACUGAUGUGGGAAGCAUUUGGCUGGCUGCCUCUAGUUGUACCUUCCCUAUGUCCUCUUUCUCUAAUUCAUUUUUUUUUCAUGUCCUUCUUUUCUGGGUAUCUGACUUGAGGACAAUGCUCCAUUGUUACUGCUACAUGUCUUCUCCUCUAACAGAAGUUAUGGAAUCUGAAGCAUGCUUCAUUGACUUACUGACAAAAGGGGACUGAUGGGGCUUGACAUGUACAUGAUGGUGACUCAGUUCUGCUUUACUGUGGAACUAAGCAGAGAACCCUGCUCUCAGCAGUUGCCUGGAAGAUGAUGGCAUGCAAGAAUUGAAUUGAGUUUAACUUUCUGGAUUCAGUUGUAAAUGUAUUGAGUGAAUAAAAGAUGAUAACUAAC
Cervus elaphus (red deer) is the source of this 1797-nucleotide messenger RNA. RefSeq names its product adenosine A3 receptor (gene ADORA3). Gene Ontology annotation, biological process: G protein-coupled adenosine receptor signaling pathway. The transcript is spliced from 2 exons. The record is from RefSeq and is a predicted model, not a curated record. Gene Ontology annotation, cellular component: plasma membrane; dendrite; synapse. Gene Ontology annotation, molecular function: G protein-coupled adenosine receptor activity. Bases 363 to 1313 code for a protein of 316 amino acids. Lineage: Eukaryota; Metazoa; Chordata; Mammalia; Artiodactyla; Cervidae.